Molecule: messenger RNA, 1122 nt
Organism: Kwoniella botswanensis
Lineage: Eukaryota; Fungi; Basidiomycota; Tremellomycetes; Tremellales; Cryptococcaceae
Product: 3-isopropylmalate dehydrogenase
Exons: 7
Coding region: 1-1122 (373 amino acids)
Biological process (GO): L-leucine biosynthetic process
Cellular component (GO): cytosol
Molecular function (GO): magnesium ion binding; NAD binding; 3-isopropylmalate dehydrogenase activity
Source: RefSeq, a predicted model, not a curated record
AUGUCAGACAAAACUUUCAAAAUCGCUGUUCUUCCCGGAGAUGGUAUUGGUCCAGAAGUGGUUGAUCAAGCUCUCAAAGUACUCUCCACCAUCUCUGAAUAUUCCAACCUCUCACUCGACUUGAAGAAAUACGAUUUCGGUGGUGCCGCUAUCGAUAACCAUGGUGUACCUUUGCCUGAUGUAACCUUGAAUGCUUGUAAAGAGGCUGAUGCGGUAUUGAUGGGCUCUGUUGGUGGACCCAAGUGGGGUGUGGGACCUGUCCGACCCGAACAGGGAAUCUUGAAACUUCGAAAAGAACUUGGUCUCUAUGCCAACAUUCGACCAGCUUCUUUCGCUUCUGAGAACUUGCUCAAGAGGAGUCCGUUAAAGGAGGAGGUUGCUAGGGGUACGGAUAUCAUUGUGUUGAGGGAGUUGAUCGGUGGUAUCUACUUCGGUGACAGACAAGAAACCGAUUCUAACGGUGUAGCAUGGGACCAAUGUAUCUAUUCUAUACCUGAGGUCGAGCGAAUAACUCGAGUUGCUGCUCAAAUCGCUUUAGCUGCCGAUCCACCUUUACCCAUCACUUCCAUCGACAAAGCAAACGUAUUGGCAACUUCUAGAUUAUGGAGAAAGACUGUCUCGGAAUUGAUGGCCAAGGAAUACCCUCAAUUGAAGUUGGAGCAUCAAUUGGUAGAUUCAGCUGCGAUGAUCAUGAUUGCCAAUCCUAGGAAAUUGAAUGGUGUUUUGUUGACUGAGAAUAUGUUUGGUGAUAUCCUCUCAGACGAAUCAUCCGUCAUUCCAGGAUCUCUCGGUCUCCUCCCUUCUGCUUCUCUCGCUGGUGCUCCUGAUGCCAAGUCCACCACCAUGGGUUUAUACGAGCCCAUCCACGGAUCCGCACCUGAUAUCGCCGGACAGGGAAUCGCCAACCCUAUCGGAACCAUCUUAUCAGCAGCUAUGAUGCUUCGAUACUCCCUCGGUAAAGGAAAGGAAGCAGCUCUUAUCGAGAAGGCCGUCCAGAAAGUGCUGGAUUCCAAGGAUGUCGGCGGAUACGAUUUCAGAACUAAGGAUCUCGGUGGGGAUGCUAAGACUGAGGAAGUGGGUGAUAAAGUCGUGGAGGCCUUGAAAGGGCUUUUGGGUCAAUAA